Molecule: messenger RNA, 696 nt
Organism: Talaromyces stipitatus ATCC 10500
Lineage: Eukaryota; Fungi; Ascomycota; Eurotiomycetes; Eurotiales; Trichocomaceae
Product: PHD finger protein
Exons: 2
Coding region: 1-696 (231 amino acids)
Source: RefSeq, a predicted model, not a curated record
AUGAACAAUACCAAUAAUCAUAUCCCGGCGCGCGAAGCUAUGUUUAAUGAACACAUGAAAAGCUUCAUUGAGAAAGAAUGGAUUCGUGCUGGAAGACCGCACAACAUUAUCUGUUCCCAGUGCCUUAAGCCGGGAAACUUACUAUGGUGCUCGACUUGCUCUCGUUCUUAUCAUUUUGUGUGUUUGGUGUCACCACCUUCGGUUGAUGUCGCAGCAUCGUGGUUAUGCCCUUCCUGUCAGGAACGCCAGGCAGCUCUGAAUUUUGAAUAUAAGUCGUUGCCAAGCGGAAACGGAGACCCUACUUCUGGCAGUAAUAUAUCAGGCUCUUCUUUCUCUGGCCCUGCAUACGCCAUGGCAAAGAAAUUUCUUGCCAAUCACGGACUUGCCAACAACCAAGCCAUCACCUCAGAUUUUCUAGACGACCUGCAACAAUUAAUCGUGAAGGCCGAACUUGCAUCCCAAAAAGAAUCAGAACUGUUGAAGUUGCGUCACGAGAACUCUCAGCUCAUGGAAGAGCUUAUCAGCAAUCGAGCCCGCUCAGGAUCCCAAUUGUCUCCUCAGUCUCAGCUCAGUCCAGCAUACAAUUCACAACAUGGGACUUCUGCAACCCCGUCUUACCCUCCCAGCAGGAAUGAGAUCUCGAAGUUGGAUGUGACAGACAAGUCUUGGGACCGUAUAAUAAGCGAGGCUUUUUAA